Saprolegnia parasitica CBS 223.65 is the source of this 897-nucleotide messenger RNA. RefSeq lists its product as hypothetical. NCBI's taxonomy places the organism in Eukaryota, Oomycota, Saprolegniomycetes, Saprolegniales, Saprolegniaceae. The coding region runs from base 1 to 897 and encodes 298 amino acids. The record is from RefSeq and is a predicted model, not a curated record. The transcript has a single exon.
AUGGAGACGCUGGCGUGGUCUCAGGACCGAGUCUCGCUCGGCGACGACACCUUCUACACGGACAAACUCGUCAAGACGCGCAGCGACCGCGUCGUGUCCUUUGCGCCGACGGUCGACACGGCGUCGGAUGCGAGCCUGUCGCCGCGGACGCCCCACGGGACGCUGCUCUCGGCGUGGUCGUCGAUCAGCGACUCGAGCUUUGCGCAGCUGCUUCCGUCCUUGUCCGAGGUCGAGUCGGAGGACGCCCGAGGAGCCGAGCGCGACGACGGAGCCUAUCGACUGGAUCGCGCGACCCAACCGGACGAAAACGAGACGGGCGAGGACGACGAGUGGGUGCCACGCCACGCCGAGGUCUGGCGCCGCAGCGCAUCCGAGCUCGCCGACUGUGUUGCCGCCGCCUUGGCGAGCAGCCGCAGUGGCACGGUGGAACCGACCAAGAACCAGCUGCUGGCGAAGCGCAUCUUGAAGCCGGACCGCACGAUCCCAAGGACAAAGCUGCGCUUUCUGCGCCGGCGGACGACGCGCGUCGCCUUCUCGACCGCGACCAUAUACGAGUUUGCGCGGACGCUUGGCGGCUGCACGGUGCCCACGCAGGCCGAUGGCCCGUCGCUCGGCAUGGCCUAUCACCACACACGAGUGCGCGUCGAGUUCGUCUCGGUGCGCGGCCGUAGAGAGGCCCUCACGCCGCUCGCCCUUUCCGACCGGUAUGAGCUGCUCUGGGCGGCAGGCUGCGCCGCCGAUGCGAUGGACGACGCGUGGGCCGAGACGGAAGCGCUCCACGCGCAUCGGAUGGCCGCGCUCCGAGAACUGGUCGCGGACGAGGACGCGGCGCUGGAGAAAGCGUGGCGCAGGUGGACCGUGCGCCAGUGCAUGCUCGCGCACACGACCUCCCUCUAA